AUGGCGGUCAGGCACCUCCACCUCGAGAUCGCCUCCCGGACGCUGGUCCGUGCCUCGCACCCGCCGCCGGGCUUCCCCUCCGUCCUCACCGUCUCCAACCUCGACCUCGUCCUCGGGCCGUUCCCCAUCUUCCUCGUCUCAAUCUACGCCGCCCCCGCCGCCGGCCUCGACGCGGUCCUCGCCACCGUGCGCGCCACCUUGCCGUCCUACCUCUCCCGCCUCUUCCCCUUCGCCGGCCGCGUCGUUCUCGACCCGGAGACCAAGAUCCCCGAGGUCGUUUGCAACAACGCCGGCGCCGAGCUCGUCGUCGCCGACGCCGCGGUGCCGCUCGCGGCCGUUGACUUCUCGGAGGUCGACCAGUCGCUGGGGCUCAUCCAGAUACCCUUCGACGCGACCCUCGCCUUGUCAGUGCAGCUGGUCCGGUUCGCGUGCGGCGGGUUCGCGCAGACGCUGGCCACUAGCCACCUCCUUGCGGACGGCCGGGCGUUCACCUUCCUGCUGACAGCGCUCGCCGAGAUGAUCCGCGACGGCGGCCUCUCCCGCGAGCCCCUGCUCGACCGGUCCCUGUUCAAGCCGCGGUCGCCGCCGCGGUACAGCGCGUCGCUGGACGCCGAGUUCGCCCGGUUCACGCCGGAGACCAUGAUCAAUCCCCUCCUAACCGCGACCAUCCGGCGGCGGCUGUACCGCAUCGACGCGGCCGACCUCGCGGCGCUGCAGGCCGCGGCGUCGUCUCCCGGCGGCGGGGGCAGCCGCGCGUCGCGGUUCGUGGCGCUGUGCGCGCACGUGUGGAAGCUCCUCGCGCGCGCCGUCGGCGACGCCAACCCCAGCUGCCGGAUGGCGUGGAUCGUCGACGGGCGGAAGCAGGUGGAGCCGUGGGACGGCGCGCUGGACCGCUACAUCGGGAACGUGGUGACGUACACGGCCCGCGAGGCGAGCGUGGCGGAGCUGCUGCGCGCGCCCUCCCCGAGGUGGCGGCCACGGUGCGCGCGGCCAUCGCGGGGGUCAUGA
Messenger RNA from Miscanthus lutarioriparius, 1008 nucleotides. The record is from the annotation of a GenBank genome assembly. Lineage: Eukaryota; Viridiplantae; Streptophyta; Magnoliopsida; Poales; Poaceae.